AUGGAACCCGGCAAUUUGUCUGCUGACCCAAGCAGCUCAGAAUCUGAGAGUUCAAAUUCUCGAGAAGAAACAAUCAAUGAGCACCGCGAAUUUGCUAACUGUACCUCAUCCUGACAGAACGAUUUCCUUCUUUUUAUCAAGAUGGGAGUUAAAAAAUUGUAAAAAAAGUAUUAUAUUUUCUUUUUAUUAAUUCAUAUAAUUAUAUAUAUUAAAAAAUUUUCCAUAUAAAAGAUAUCAUCGUGAGUGGUUAGAAGCAUAGCAUGCAAUAUGGCUAAAAUUCAUUAGAAUUGCUAACUUCUACUCCCUUUAAAUUAGUGUAAAGAAUCUUAUUCCAAUUUAAAGGGGGAUAGAUUUUUUUAAAUUUUUUAAAAUUUUGAAUUUAUAAAUUGAGGAAAUAUAAAAAUUAGUAUUUUCAUCGUUAAAAUUUUCCUAUAUUGAAAAAAAAUUUGUUCCAAUUUAAAAGACGGUCAAAGAAGAAAAAAAUCAAAUUUUAGAUAUUUUGUUACAAUUUAAAGGGGUGCGGAGUAAGAAUGAUUUAUGUGGCAAUAUCUCUUGCAGUAAUUCUUGUUUAAAGAUAGGUUGUUGGAUUCGAGAAGAAGAUUGGGAGUGAAUUUGUAUUUCUUGUUAAAGAUAGGUUGUUGGAUUCGAGAAGAAGAUUGGGAGUGAAUUUGUAUUUGAUAAUGCGAAAAUCGGUCUAUCAAAGACUGGGUUUAAUUUUUUAAUUGAAUUGUUUAAUAAAGGAUGGGAAAAUAAGAAACUUAAGACUGAGCAAUCCAAGUUCAAUAAAAACCAUAAGACUCUGCAAGAGAAGCUCAAUCAUCUCCUUCAGCAAGCAGAACAUUAUGCAAGUUUUCUCUUUUAUGGAGGCGCCACAAACAAUAAAACACCAGUCAAAAGUCCUGUCAAAAAGCGUCUUAAACGAGGCAAAGACGAAGAUGAACUUAUCCACGAAAUGAAGCAUGAGCAUCGAUUUAACAGACUUACAGCUCAGCCUACAAUAAUGAAAAAUGGAGUCUUGAGAGACUAUCAAAUUGAAGGGGUUAACUGACUCUACAGCUUGUAUCGUGCAGGAAUCAAUGGGAUUUUGGCAGAUGAAAUGGGCUUAGGGAAGACAAUUCAGUGCAUUUCUUUUCUUGCGUAUUUGAGGGAGCAGGAAGGAAUUAUAGGCCCACAUUUAAUUGUGGUACCGAAGUCAACACUGGGCAAUUGGAUUAAAGAAUUCGAAAAAUGGUGCCCAAUUAUCAGAACAGUUAAAUUGGUGGCUGCUAAACCAUAUAGAGAAGAAAUUCUUAAGAAUGAGUUAUAACUUUUACAAUGAUUUGAUUAUAUAAAUAAAAUAUAAGAAUCAAUUUUUUAAAGGAAGUGGGUUUUGAAUUCUAUAAAAACAUAAUUUUUUUAGCUUUAGAGGUUUAAUUCCAGGAAAGUUUGAUGUUUGUGUCACAUCUUAUGAAGGAAUCACCAUUUGUCAGAAUUAUCUCUUAGAUUAUUAUAGAGCAUUCCAGCCAGCUUUUUCGGCUCAUCACGUCCCUUGCUUAGCUUUACCCUCUUGCUUGCCAGUCCGAUUAAAAGGCCUGAAGGUACGUGUGCUCCUCACAAUUGAGGGCUUGCAUUUAAAACCCAAGAGUAAGGUCAGAAAUUAUCUUAAAAAAUAUAAAUGGAGAUUCCUUAUCAUCGAUGAAGCUCACAAAAUUAAAAAUGACGAGUCCAACUUAUCACAACUAAUUAGACGUCUGCAUAGUGAUAAUAGACUCUUAAUUACAGGAACUCCAUUGCAAAACAAUUUACACGAAUUAUGAAGUCUAUUAAAUUUUUUGCUUCCGGACUUGUUUAUACUUAUUUAAUUAAAUCAUUCAAGUAUAAUUUAUUCAAGCCUUAUCAGCCUAUAUUUUAUAAAUAAGAGUAGUUCUGCUUCAGAUUUUGAUGAAUGAUUCAGAUUGGGAGCUGAAGAAGGUCUCACUGAAGAGGAAAUCGAAGAUAAAAACGUAAAAAUGGUCCAGCAGCUUCACAAAAUUCUAACUCUCUCCUCCCUUCAUGAGAGAGUAACUUUUUCACUUAUUUAUGAAGGGGGUAAUGUUUUAGAUAGAAUUGAAUAAAAUUUUUAUUAUUAUAAUCAUAUAUAUCAAAAUACUUUAUUUAAAAUUCUUUAAAUAAAAAUUUUUGCUCAUUACAAGAAGGAUUAAUUUUCUAAAAAGUAGAAUUUUACAAUGAUUUUAUAUCUCACAGAGGGAAUUAAAGCCUUUUAUUUUGAGAAGGACUAAACUUGAAGUAGAAAAAGGAAUUCCACCUAAAAGAGAGAUUCUUGUAACAAUUGGCAUGACAGCGAUGCAAAGAGAUUUAUAUAAAAAAAUCCUAACAAAUGAACUAUGUAAACUCGACAAUAAAAGCCACUACUUAAACAUAGUAAUGCAACUUAGAAAAGUAUGCAAUCACCCUUUCUUAUUCCCUGCAAUGGACGACGAAAAUGCUGCUGAAGAAAAUGUGAUUUUGACAUCCGGGAAAAUGAAACUGCUUGACAAGCUCUUGCCGAAGCUCAAAGAAGGCGGAUCGCAAGUCUUGAUUUUUUCACAAAUGACUACUAUGAUGGACAUUUUAGAAGACUAUUGUGUCUUUAGAGAGUUUAAGUUCUGCAGAUUAGACGGAACAACAGAUAUUUAUGAGAGAGAAAAAAUGAUAGCAAAAUUCAAUAAGCCUAACUCAAAAUACUUCAUAUUUUUAUUGUCCACAAGGGCUGGUGGGCUUGGAAUUAACCUACUCUCUUCCCGUUUAAUUGGAACGAAAAUUCUGUUCUAAUUUAAAGGGAGUGAUCUUUUUUUUUAAAAAUAUUUAUAUAAAAAGCUUUUGCUUUUUUAAUUUUUUUAAAAAAAAAUAAAAAAUCCCAAUAUUUUUGCAUUUUAUUGGAUUUUUAUAAAUAAUUAAUUCAAAAAAAUUAAUCAAUUAAGAGUGAAAACUAUUUAUAUAAUAUUCCACUUGAAAUCCCUCCAUUAAAUAAGAUCAAAGCUAUUUAUAUAAAAAAAUUAGCAUACUUCCUAUAAAAUUUUUCCAUUGAAAAAUUAAAAUUAUGUCCCAUUUUAAAGAGGGUUAAUUUACUCAAAAAAAUAGGAAAAUUUUUACUGAUAUUUUGUCCAAAUUUAAAGGGGGAGGGGAAUUAGCAUGUGCUGAUACUGUGAUUAUUUACGACUCUGAUUGGAAUCCUCAGAUGGAUUUGCAAGCUAUGGAUCGUGCUCAUAGAAUAGGGCAAACCAAGCAGGUUAAUGUAUAUAGAUUGGUGACAAAGGAUACAUUAGAAGAAAGAAUUAUAGAAAGACAGUGCUUAAGGCUGAAGCUUGACUCUCUAAUUAUUCAGCAAGGCAGAUUAGCACCUAGACACAAGCCUUUAGAUAAAGAAGAGCUGCAAGAAAUGCUUCACUAUGGAGCUGAUGAAAUUUUCAACACUAUUGAAGAUAAUUCAGACAUUACUGAGGAAGAACUUGCCCUUAUUUUACAAAGAGGUGAGCAAAAAGUCCAAAGGAUUGAGCAAGAACUUGACAAUCAGCUUGAGAAGAAAAAAAUGAAUUUAUAUCUUAUUAAAAAGAAUAAACGCUUUAUUCUGAAUACCAAAAUUAUUCUAUGCAAAACAGAGGAUUUAUUAAAUCUUAAAAUUACCAAAAUUCUAUAAAACGAUUUAAUCGAUUUUGAAAGCAAAAUUGAUAUGUGGAAUUUUGAAAGCGUUGACUAUUCUAAAAAGAGAAGAGAAGACUCACGAGAAAUUUUACAAAAAGCAAUCCAUGAUAAGAUCUUAGAAGAGUUCAAAGAAAGAAGAGAAAGAAAACUUCAGCAAAACUACAACACAGACUCCAAAUUUAACUUUCAAAACUCUGGGUCUUCUAAGCCUAAAGAAUUCAAGCCUGCCCCUGAUUUCAGGUUUUUCGAUAAUAGACCUAGGCUAGUAGAGCUCCAGAAAAAAGAAUUCAAUAAAGAAAUAACUGAAGAAGAAAAGGCAGAACUUGAACAAAUGCUAAUGACAGGGUUUGACUGGAAUCGAAAAGAAUACAACGCAUUUUUAAAAGGCUGCGAACUCUAUGGCAAAGAUGAAUAUCAGCUGAUUUCUGAAGUCAUGGGAACUAAGACUCCAGAGCAAGUGAAAACCUAUGCAGAAGUGUUUUGGAGCAGACUUGAUGAGCUAGCCGACAAAGAAAGGAUCUUGAAAUCUUUUGAAAAACGAGAAAGUCUUGUAGAAAAACACAAGUUGUCCCAAAAAUUGAUUGACCAGAAAUUUUUGCAAUAUAAGAAUCCAUGGAGAGAGCUGACGUUUGAGUCGAACACUUCUCAUAAGUCUAGGAUUUUCACACAUGAUAAUGAUAGAUUGCUGGUGUGUAUGGCUAAAACAGUUGGGUAUGGUAACUGGGAAGCAUUGAAAAUAAAAAUUAGAAAAAGUCCAUUAUUGAGGUUUGACUAUAUGCUUAGGUCUAGAACUGCUGGAGAACUACAAAGGAGAAUUGAUAGCUUGAUCAGAAUAUUAGAAAAAGAAGGGGAAGAUAGACCUAAACCAGAAGGAAAUUCAGGAAAAAGAAAAAGAGAAGCAGCAGCCACAAACGCAGAACCUGAGCCAAGAAAGGCACUCAAGGUGAUUGAUAAUUCUGCAAUUACAAGCUUGCUUAAUAGCGUUUAA
This is a messenger RNA of Blepharisma stoltei, 4648 nucleotides long. The record is from the annotation of a GenBank genome assembly. Lineage: Eukaryota; Ciliophora; Heterotrichea; Heterotrichida; Blepharismidae.